AUGUCCAGGGGUUAUGGCCCGCUCCAGUGUGUGGCGGCUGUUAAACUGUCACAGCAGCUGCUAAGUGGGCCGGCUGCCCAGGAGUGUAGGGCAGGACCCAAGGACGCCAUGGAGGGAAGAGAAGCACCAAGGACGGGCUGGUCCUGGAGGCUCCGGUUGUUUUUGUACUUUAAGAUGGAGCCAAAGGUGUACGUGUCGGCGGGCCCCACUGCGCUCCUGGACGGGGCCAGCGAGUCUCUGGUGGCCACGUGCAUCGCAGAGAGGGGUCUUCCCGUGGCCGAGGUGUUCUGGGAGACACAGCUGACGGGGCGCAGUGAGCGGCAGAGCCAGGUGGAGGCGGACGGCACCACCUCUGUGCACCUUCACUACAUGUGGCAGCCCCAGAGCCAGGGCCAGGGCCAGCUCCUGACCUGUGUGGUCCGACACCCGGCCCUGCAGAGCGACUUCCACAUCCCCUACACUCUCAGCGUGCACUUGUGUGUGUGUGUGUGUGGUCCGACACCCGGCCCUGCAGAGCGACUUCCACAUCCCCUACACUCUCAGCGUGCACUGUGA
This is a messenger RNA of Knipowitschia caucasica, 555 nucleotides long. The record is from the annotation of a GenBank genome assembly. Lineage: Eukaryota; Metazoa; Chordata; Actinopteri; Gobiiformes; Gobiidae.